This is a messenger RNA of Ruditapes philippinarum (Manila clam), 887 nucleotides long. Its product is annotated as perlucin-like protein. Lineage: Eukaryota; Metazoa; Mollusca; Bivalvia; Venerida; Veneridae. The transcript is spliced from 5 exons. Bases 63 to 662 code for a protein of 199 amino acids. The record is from RefSeq and is a predicted model, not a curated record.
AAUACGCAUAGAGUAAAUUUUUGCUCUGUUCCCAUUUAAUAGAAAGUUUACAACCAAGCAGGAUGAUCUUCAUAUUUUCUGGCCUUAGUCUGUUUUUAUUACACACUUCAGACAGUGUUGUUAUUAACAUAGAAGAAAGCUCCGAUGAUUCUACAAGUUUUUUAGAGUCAAGCGAAGAACGUGAAAGCGAUGUUCUUGUACGGCUUGCAGUAUUGGAAUCUAAAAUAGACAAGAUAUUGAAGUGGGCUGGCUGUCCAAAUGGUUGGGUGACUUUCAAUGAUAAUUGUUACCUAUUUGGUGCAGGAAAACUUUCAUUCAAUGCAGCGAAGCUAUUUUGCACAGAACGAGGUUCUUAUAUGGUUGUCGUGGAAACAAAAGAAGAAAAUGAUUUUCUGAAAAGUUUCAUGAAAACUAUUGAAGGAGUACAGAAUGAGACCUCGUACUGGUCAGGACUGACCGAACAUUCAUCAGGAAAGUGGAUAUGGCAACAAAGAGGCACGGAAGCGACAUUUUUUGACUGGGGUCCAUCUGAACCUCAUCUUCAUCCAAAAGAUGAAGAUUGUGUUUGGUUUGAACAGAUUAAUGGUUAUAGGUGGUCAGAUAUUCAUUGCUAUAGAAAAACAACUCCCUUGUGUGAGAAAAGAAUGAGAAUCAAGAGUUAAACAAGCAUUUUCUUCGACAACACACUGAGGAAAUGUCUUGUGGUAUUGCCUCAUUGAAAGAUAUCUUUAUUGUAUAUAGCGAGAACAAUUUUUAUGAAAAUUGAAAUAAGCAUUAUAACUAUAUUUAUACAUAAUUUAGCCGCUUCUUAACAUUACUUUUAUGACAUGAAUCUAAAUAAUAUUACAGUACUUAUUAAUAACACAUGAAAGUGCAUUUGUCCAAUA